AUGUCAACAGCUACACAUCAAACUCAAUCAUCAAAUAUAAAUCGAUAUCCUGAACUAAAACUAUCGUGGUCUGGUGAUUAUGAAUCGCUGAAAUUGUUUGUUGAUAGCGAACUAAAUUUCGAAGGAACUUGGUCAUCGAUCGGUGGGGAGAAAAAGUUGUUUAAAAGCAAAAACGUUGAUAUCCAUUGGUGGGCUAAAAAGAAGUUUCUUAGGAUAGAGGGAAAACAGGCAAGUGAAGUUAAACGUUCAAUUCUGAUGUUGAUUUUGCAUGACAUUGGUUCUGACGACCAUAAUAUUCGCUCGUCUCAUAACAUGUGUAAAUGCCCUGAAGUCAGUUCUGAUAUCGAAGGCGUUAAAUUGGAUGUCAUUAUCUUGGAAUCAACAGUGAAACAACAGGCAAAUACGCUUGUUAGUUUGCAGGAUGUGAUUACACCUACUUGCUUGUAUUUCUCGGACGAACCUGAGCAGAAUAAUACGGACAAUAUAAUCGAAAAGCAGAAUAAUACGGACAGUAUAGUCGAAACCUUAGUAGGAAAGUAUUUGCCUAGUCAUUCCAAGUCAAAUGUUAAGAAUUGUUCAUAUAAUACACCAAUUUUAAAGAACCCAUGUCAUGAUCUGCACCACAAUCCACAAGGCAUUCAGGAUCAAUUAAAUACUAGCCAAAGAAUUGAGAAGGAAUGUGUGGAGAUUUGUCAAUCUAAUACUAACAAAAGAUACUUCCACUACCAUGGCCAACAUAAUGAAUGUAGUCCCCAUUGUCUAGAUCUCACAGUAAUUAAUCCCAGUAAUAGUGGAAUUAUUACAGAUGAUACAACUCCCAUGAAUAAUUAUCAAUCUAUUCCAACCCGCAUCACCCAGCGAAAACCAUCUAGGAAACAUAAUAAACGUAACAAAAAUUCGGGAAAGGAUUUUCGUGCACGUACAAUGUUGAGAGACAAAAUGAACUUUUACAAAUAUUAUUAUUAG
Messenger RNA from Paramuricea clavata, 966 nucleotides. Lineage: Eukaryota; Metazoa; Cnidaria; Anthozoa; Malacalcyonacea; Plexauridae. The record is from the annotation of a GenBank genome assembly.